Molecule: messenger RNA, 564 nt
Organism: Epithele typhae
Lineage: Eukaryota; Fungi; Basidiomycota; Agaricomycetes; Polyporales; Epitheliaceae
Exons: 3
Coding region: 1-564 (187 amino acids)
Source: RefSeq, a predicted model, not a curated record
AUGUCUGUUCGAGGACCCAGCAUUUCCGCCACUGUUAUAUCUCUCGCAUAUCAGAUACAAACCGAAAACCUCGGUCCCCUCGCCAUCAUUCCGGGCCCACGCGAACCUCACGGAGUCGCGCUGAACCACUACCUUCGGCCGAUUGUCGACGUCCUCCUGACAGCAUGGAUACGUGGUAUCAAGCAUUGCGCCUGUGUCUCACGUUCGGCUGUUGCUGCCGUAGUCAUGGAUCUACAAGCUGCCCGUCACGCUUCGCAAAUGGCUAGACACAACGGUCAUCACUAUUGUCACGUAUGCACGUGUUACCAUCAAUCAACGCGAGGACGCACCGACUUCGAACACUGGACAAAGCGCAACCUCAACGAGCUGCGUGAACAAGCUGAGCGCUGGCGAGACGCAACGACAGAAGCAGAACGCAAACGUAUAUUCAACGAGCAUGGCAUUCGAUGGUCAGAACUCUGGCGGCUUCCAUACUGGGACCCCACUCGUCAACUUGUCGUCGAUCCCAUGCACUGUAUCCUUGAAGGACUGGUCCUUAUCACUUUCGGGACAUCCUGGGCAUGA